AAGGCCCUCACCUGGGAUAGCAAGCAUGACACCAUCGCUGAACGAAUCAACAAAGCCUUAUGGACCAAAGAAGGCAAGCAACUCUGCACAGCGUGGCAGCGGGAUGAAGGAUGUGAAAGCAACAAGCACGACUCCCACCACGUUUGCUCAGGGUGCGGCGCUGUCACCCAUGGUGCCCAGCACUGCCCUAGAGCGCAGAAAAUCUAG
This is a messenger RNA of Suillus clintonianus, 207 nucleotides long. RefSeq lists its product as uncharacterized. The transcript has a single exon. The record is from RefSeq and is a predicted model, not a curated record. NCBI's taxonomy places the organism in Eukaryota, Fungi, Basidiomycota, Agaricomycetes, Boletales, Suillaceae. The annotation marks the transcript as partial.